Messenger RNA from Oncorhynchus gorbuscha (pink salmon), 2611 nucleotides. RefSeq names its product inward rectifier potassium channel 4-like. The transcript is spliced from 3 exons. Lineage: Eukaryota; Metazoa; Chordata; Actinopteri; Salmoniformes; Salmonidae. Bases 846 to 2444 code for a protein of 532 amino acids. Gene Ontology annotation, molecular function: inward rectifier potassium channel activity. Gene Ontology annotation, cellular component: plasma membrane. Gene Ontology annotation, biological process: potassium ion import across plasma membrane; regulation of monoatomic ion transmembrane transport. The record is from RefSeq and is a predicted model, not a curated record.
GAGAUAGUGGGCUAGAAACCAGCCUGAGAGCCACUGUGAGUGGGUAAAGAUUUCAAGGAACUGAAAGGAUGGUUUAUUCUAUACAGAGUUCAGUACGCAAAAUUCAGUCCAAGUGACUUGGUAGAGUAUUAACAAGGUUAUAACAACUUUGAUACCCAUUCUUACAACUACUUCAUGUUCAUCUCACCACAAUUAUUCCAAUGAGUUAUAGAUUUGAGAUGCAGUCAACCAGUAAAACGAGAAGGGGGCGCAUCAUUUAACGCCUACACAUAUACAUGAAGACGUGAGGGAGGCAUAAUCAAACUGACAAGCACCCCCUGGAACCCACACACUUUGCACAGAGUAAAUUGGCACAGCAUUUGGAGACUCCAGUGCACGAGUCUGUGGAGGAGAGCGAGCACCGACCGGAUUACAGGAGACAGUUAGAAGGCUGCAGAGGACAACAAAGGAUUCAAAAACAAAAGGGGAAACAACUAUAAAGAUAUGCAAAAAUGUGUGAUUAAUGUUAAAGGAAUAAGAGAGUGGAAACAGAACAGGAUAGAACUAUUGCCGAAAGGCAAGGCGUACAACAGAGAGUCCCGGGGUUACACAUCCUUCCUUUCAAAGAGUGCGUGGACUAUUCAGAAUUGAGGUUAUAAUUCAGAAGUGGAUCGAAACAACAAGCAAGCUGCACAACAGAAUAACUUGUUGUUUUUAAGUGGUCUUCACAGGGGGAUGCUGUCCGUGCACACAUUGACAGUUGCCAUGCCGAUACCAAAUCUUUCGCAGUAGACUACUUGCCAGGGCGGAGUCCAGCCUCCCACCCUACUUAUACACCUACUGACCACCUGGUGAUCACUGGUGCCAUGGGAACAGCACGGGCCAACAGGUACAACUUCGCAGCACCAGAUGAGGAGGGCCUGAAAAUCUCCACACUUGGGCUCCACAACGGCCACAGCUCGCCAAAUAGCCGGUUCCACUCCCCUAGUGGCACAUCCGGAGGAGAUAGGAUAUCAGGAGCCACAGGUCGUAGGAUGAACAAUUACAACGGAAAGAUCUCUACUACAGGAUCGAGCCAACUAAGAAGUCGCUUCGUCAAGAAAAAUGGGCAUUGCAACGUGGUGUUCUCUAACAUGGAGGAGAAAUCACAACGUUACCUGGCCGACAUCUUUACCACCUGCGUGGACAUCCGCUGGAGAUACUUACUACUCCUCUUCUGCUCGACCUUCCUGUCCUCCUGGAUGUUUUUUGGAAUAAUCUUUUAUUCAGUUUCCAGAGCCCAUGGGGAUUUUGAUGAGCACCCUGGAAUGAGUUCCUCUUCGGGGUUGGAAGGGAAUGGGCUUGGGGUUGGUGAAGUUGAAGGUGUGCAGAAAACGUGGCAGCCAUGCCUCCUUCAUGUGGAGGGCUUCGUCGGAGCCUUCCUAUUCUCCGUCGAGACCCAGACCACCAUUGGUUAUGGGUGGCGCUGUGUCACUGAGGAGUGCCCUGUGGCAGUGAUCACAGUGGUGGUCCAGUCCAUAGUGGGCUGCAUCAUUGACUCCUUCAUGCUUGGCACAAUCAUGGUCAAAAUGGCACGCCCUAAGAAGAGGAACCAGACCCUGCUGUUCUCGAAAACCGCUGUGAUUUCCCUGCGCGAUGGCAAGCUGUGCCUCAUGUGGCGGGUGGGUAACCUGCGCAGGAGCCACAUCGUAGAGGCCCAUGUGCGGGCACAGCUCAUUCGACCCUACGUCACGGCAGAGGGAGAGUUUAUCCCUCUAGAGCAGAGGGAUCUCAACGUAGGCUACGAUGAAGGCAUUGACCGUCUCUUCCUGGUUUCUCCUCUGGUUAUCGUCCAUGAGAUCGACGAGGACAGCCCCCUGUACACUGUGAGCCGGGCUGAUCUGGAGUCUGAUGACUUUGAGAUCGUAGUGAUCUUGGAGGGCAUGGUGGAGGCCACCGCCAUGACCACCCAGGCCCGCAGCUCCUAUCUGGCCAAGGAGAUCCUAUGGGGGCAUAGGUUUGAGCCUGUGAUCUUUGAGGACCGAACCAAGUAUCAGGUGGACUAUGCUCGCUUCCACAAGACCUACGAGGUGCCCUCCACACCCCACUGCAGCGCCAAGGAGCUCAGUGAGAUGGCCAGCCGGCCUGCCUCAUCCGCCUCAUCCCACUCACUAUUCCCAACCAGCCCCAGAAUCACCCAGCACCUCGUAACCCCCCACUCCCCCAGCGCCUUCUGCUAUGAGAAUGAGGUAGCACUGAGCUGUGGAGAGGACGAGGAUGAACUGGAUAGGCAAAAGGGAAAAGACAGGGAGGAGGAAAGGAGGAAUUCAGUUUCUGUAGACUUUCAUAAUUUGUUUCAGGACACAGGCACAAUGACAUCCGGCAGCAACAUGCUGUGUGUUUUGGACAAUCAGAUGGAUUUUGACAUUCUACAGACGACCAUUACUCGUGAUCCACUGACAUAUAAAAGUGAGUCAGGAAUCUGAGGCAAAGGGAUGGCACCCUCAGACCCUUCCCAACCCCUCCAUUCAUAUAGUUGAAGUCGGAAGUUUACACACACUUAGAGUCAUUAAAACUAGUUUUUCAACCACUCCACAAAUGUCUUGCUAACAAACUAAGUCAUUUUUUUCAACAAUUGUUUACAGACAGACUA